This is a messenger RNA of Oryctolagus cuniculus (rabbit), 9176 nucleotides long. The record is from RefSeq and is a predicted model, not a curated record. Lineage: Eukaryota; Metazoa; Chordata; Mammalia; Lagomorpha; Leporidae.
AUGAACCAUGGUCCUUACCCAGGUCUUACAGUGCAAGUUCAGGUUAUACCUGCAAUUCUGAAUAGGCAAAGACCAGCUAAAACAGAGAUGCAGGAGAGUUUUGGUCACUUCCUGAGCUCUUUUAGUUCUGGUUGGGAAGGCUUCUACCCAUCCAGUAAAGGUACCUAUAAGUACAAGCAGGAACCUGAUAGAGAAAACGGGGACUGCCUGAAGUUUGCAGAAGUUCCUAAAAGUGAGGCUUUGGAGGACACCAAAUUAGCUAUAGAUGCUGGAUUUCGCCAUAUUGACUCUGCAUAUUUGUACAAAAAUGAAGAGGAGGUAGGACUGGCCAUCAGAAGUAAGAUUGCAGAUGGCGUUGUGAAGAGACAAGACAUAUUUUACACUUCAAAGCUUUGGUCCACUUUCCAUAGACCAGAGCUGGUUCGACCAAGCUUGGAAGAGUCAUUGAAAAAACUUCAACUGGACUAUGUUGACCUCUAUAUUAUUCAUUAUCCAGUGUCUCUGAAGCCAGGGGGAGAACUUAUUCCUAAAGAUGACCAUGGAAAAGUGCUAUUUGAUACAGUGGAUCUUUGUGCCAUGUGGGAGGCAAUGGAGAAGUGUAAGGAUGCAGGAUUGACCAAGUCCAUUGGGGUUUCCAACUUCAACCGCAGGCAGCUGGAGAUGAUUCUGAAUAAGCCAGGGCUUAAGUACAAGCCAGUUUGUAACCAGGUGGAAUGUCAUCCCUAUCUCAACCAGAGUAAGCUGCUGGAUUUCUGCAAGUCGAAAGACAUUGUUCUGGUGGCCUUUAGUGCCCUGGGAGCCCAAAGAGAUAAAAUAUGGGUGGACCAGAGCUCCCCAGUUCUCCUGGAAGAUCCAGUCAUCUGUGCCCUGGCAAAAAAGCACGAGCGAAGUCCAGCCCUGAUUGCCCUUCGCUACCAGCUGCAGCGUGGGGUUGUGGUCCUGGCCAAGAGUUUCAGUGAGAAGCGAAUCAAAGAAAAUUUGCAGGUUUUUGAAUUUCAGCUAACUUCAGAGGACGUGAAAACUCUUGAUGGGCUGAACAGAAAUUUUCGCUAUGAUGCCACCCCUUUUUUUGAUGGCCACCCUAAUUACCCAUUUUCUGAUGAAUACUAACAUGGAGGACUGCAUCAUAGCUUCUACCAGCAGCUCCUGCUUGUGGAUCAUGAUGUGAGAGACGUCUUAAAUGCUGGUGAUUGGACCCCUCUCUUCUGAUAAAUCCAAGCUGCUUACCAACUCACAGAGAGCUAAGACUGUAUCAGAAAGCAAAGGCACUGCAUCUUCUCAUGUGAUGGAAAAUAAUAUAAAUUGUUUUUCCAUUUGCUACAGUUUCUACUACUGGAAUGUUUUGUUUUCUUUUGACUCAUUAGGACUAUUUAGCUUGCACUCCUCCAGGAGUCCACAUUUCUAUUUCAUAACAGAAUGCUAAAUCAGGACAAUUUGGACUGAACCAACUCAAUCCUUUGAUUCAGUCUCUCUGGCAUAGUAUAGUAAAUGAUAAUUCACUUGGUUUCAUAAUUUUAUUUUCUUUCUCCUUGUUUUGUGUGCAUGGCGAUGUGAAAAUAAAUUAUAAGCAUCACCCUUCACUUCAGCAUGAGUUUCCCAAGAGCUAAGACAGUAGUCUUAAAUACAAUUGUCUCUCAGUAUCAUAUGAAUGUGUAACAUUUACAAUCAGUUGAUUUCAAGUAAGGGAUAUCACCCUCAUCCAAACUGUUUAAGGCCUUAAGAGUAAAAACUAAUGUUUCCCCAAGUAAGAGUGAAUCAUACACAAAGUUCGGACCUGCUUGCACAAUCAUUUUUGAACCUGACUACAGAACCUUGCUUACAAGGUUCUCACUCCAAAGUGUAACAUAGAAAUCCUGUGUGAGUUUCUUCUAGAUUGUUUACUUACCCUCUGGAUUUGGGGCCUUACACUGGGACUUCAGCACUUGCCUGAGCUUCCAGCUAAUCAACUGAAUUUCAUAUUUAUCAGUCACAUAAUCGCAGGAACCAAUUCCUUAAAAAAAAUCUUUGCUUAUUUUUGUUGUCUCCUCUCUCUCUCUCUCUCUCUCUCACACCAAAACAUACACAGAUGUUGCUUUUGUAAAAAAUGUAUUGAUUGAUUUGAGAGAGAGAGAAUCUUCCAUCCACUGGUUCAUUCCCCAGAUGAACAGCUGUGGCUUGGUCCAGGCUGAAGCCAGGAGCCUGCAAUGGAACUUUGUCUGUCAGGCUCUAAAAGUUUCAUCUAAAACAUUGGAGCUUAUUGGUUGAUUUCAUUUAUUAAUAGGGCUUUUAUUUAUUUCUACCAGAGACUGGAAAUAGGUGGGAUUCAAAACUAUUUUCUUUCUGCUUCUCCAAAUUCAAGUCUAAAUCUGACCUUCCAAAGGCUGACAUACCUGUGGAUCAGUGUUUUUCAAUCCAGUAUGAGUGGAUCUGUGUGCACCAAAAAUCUCAUCCUCAUUGUCAACUGGGAUGUCCUGUAAGCCAGCUAUGAGCACAGACAGUUGCCUAUGAACUGGGCCUCUCAGCACCACCAGGAGUGUAGUUAGUAUAGACCCAGAGGAUAAAAAUGAUCAGGGACAUGCAGCAGACUGGAACAUAUUGUGCAAGCAGGUCAGAACUUCAUUUAUGAUUCACUGAUAAGCCCUGAGACAUCACAGAUGUCUCAGUAUAUCACAGUGUCAUCAAAACUGGCACAUCCCCCACAUGGCCGAGACUCAUUUUAAUCUCAGAGAUCUUAAAAAUCCAAACACCUGAAUAGCGGCAACUUAGGAAGACAAUCCAGGGUCUGCAGCGAUUGUGUCACCUCAGUCCAAGAGCUUGCCACUGGAAUGACAGCAUCUCAGACUCUCCAGUGCCACCCUCCUAUUCCCUAGGACCUCCACAGAAGAUCCACCUUGCCAGGGCAAGCUUAACACCAUGUGAACAACAGACUAGCUUCAGUGCCACUACAAACAGUGGGGACCCAGCUACCAUGACUGGUUUUCAAACACUCUGAUUUGUUGGCCUCUGAUACUGCUUCACACAAGGAUACCUGCAUAACCAUGAGUUGUGUCCCUCAGGAUUGUGGUUUCACAAUAACUCGAGUUCAGUAGUUGUGGGUCCCAGUGCAAGGCUUAUGCAAAGUGCCCACAAACAUUGCCACCAUUCUUACAUGCAUGGUUCCCUAGAAGCUCCCUCAUCCUGGAUGACCCUACAAAAUACGGAGAUUUUUGUUGAUGCCCACCCCACCUCAGUGAGGUCCUCACUAACACUUUCUCUCUCUCUAGCACUAGGAAGUGUUCGUCCCAACACAAAGGUCCCAAAAUCCUGACUCUCCAUCCAGCACUAGGGAAUACCUGUCUUACCAACUUGACGUAACAUGAUGCCAUUCCAGCUUAACCUUUUCCCCUGCCACCACUGUCCUCCCCUACUACCAAAUAGGUACCACCAAUGUACAUAUCCUGCUUGCUGAAAUCACAACAAGGAGAUAGUUAUGAUUAAACAAAGACAGUUGGGACUUGACACAUAACCCUUUUUACCAAACUUGGCAUCCAUUCAUCUAUUCAUCUUUUUUUUAAAGAUUUUAUUUAUUCAUUUGACAGAGUUACAGACAGAGAGAGACAGAGAGACAGAAAGGUCUCCCUCUGCUGCUUCACUCCCCAAAUGGCUGCGAUGGCUGGAGCUGCACUGAUCCAAAGCCAGGAGCCAGGUGCUUCCUCCUGGUCUCUCAUGUGGGUGCAGGGGCCCAAUCUAUUGGGCCAUCCCCCACUGCUAUCCCAGGCCACAGCAGAGAGGUAGACUGGAAGAGGAGCAACUGGGACUAGAACUGAAGCCCAUAUGGGAUGCUGGUGCUGCAGGCAGAGGAUUAACCCAGUGCACCACGGCACCAGCCCCUAUCUAUUCAUCUACCCAGCCACCAUCUAGAUCAAUAAUGGUAUAUACUAAGCUAUGAACACCCUAGUCACCUGCAUCCCAUUUCACCAGCUAUUCCUCUCACUUCAUCCUGAUGACUGCUUAAUGUUCACAAAUAGUUCUCACUAAGGGUAAUGGUCAAAAACCCUACUAGGGAACAGCACUAAUUAUAGAUGUCCCAUAUCUAAACCACCACAUCUGCCUGUUAUUUCCUUGCAACUCAUGACUCACUCCCUGUCACUUACAUUCACCCUUCCUCAUGCAUCAGAGAUGGGGCUGUCAGGUUGUACUUUAUGGUGGAUACCUUGACUUCACUCCCUUGAUACCCCAUCUACACUGCAAUGCCUUUUCUCACAGAUGUACUCUUAAUCAGCUGCUUUCCUGGUACCAAAGGAUUGCCUAGUCUCAUUAAAGACACCCCUAGAGUUCCCCCAGAGUUCUGCCAACACACCGUGAGCUGUAUAUAUACUCCAUGCAUAUGCCUUGCUAUGGAAGACAUUACCUGUUCCAAAGGAGGACUGAAGAAGCAGAUGGAAUUGAGAGAGAGAGAGAGAGAGAGAGAACUCCAUCUACUAUUGUAGUCCCUCAAUCCCCAUAGUGAACAAAGUUUGGCCAAACUGAAACUGAGAGCUGGGAGGUCAAUCCAAACCUGCCAUAUGAAUGGCAGGGGCCCAAUUACUUGAGCCAUCAUUACUGCUUCUUAGGGUCUGCAUUAGCAGGAAGCUGGAGUCAGGAAACAGAGCCAGGUACUGAACCUAGACACUCCAUGGUGGGACACAGGACUCAAACCUUCAGUCUCUCUCUCUCUUGGCUUGUGUCUGACCUCACCAUAUCUCAGGCAGCAUAAGUUUGUAACACUGGAAACAGCCUUAGUUACUCUUUUAUGGCAGAAUAAAAGACAAGUGAUAUUGAGAGGGCUGAAUAAUAGGAAAGAGGGAAGCUUUAGUACCUCAGAUUCAAACCAGGCCACUGAGGUAAAAAUAUUCACCACCAGCAGGUAUUCCAAUCUUCUUAUGCAGUGCAAUCAAGUGUGGGGAGAAGAUAGUACUUCAGUUAAAACACUAUGAAUUAUCAUGCCUAUGACCCUAUCUGUGCUUCAGCCCAACCAGCAAAACCUGGCCAAACUCAGGAGAGUGUUGCAUUGCAAGGAAGUCUUGGAACUACCGCCCCAGCAACUUCUUCUUGGCAAAGUAACUACUUGAAAAACAAAGCUUGAUCACUUUAAAUCCAACUGUUGCUCAUCUGGGAUGCCAGGAUCACAGAUGGUGGCUUUACCCACUAUUCCAUAGCACCAGCCCCUCUGUUUAACAUUUUUAAGUUCCAACCUAUCAAAAUACAGCACUUCUGUGGAUUCAGUCACCUUUAACAGUAUCUUGAGCUAUACCCCCUCCCAGUUCCUCAGUGUGGUCAAUCCAGAAUUUGCCUGAUUUUCCAUGGCUCAGCUUGAAGCAGCCUGGUUGAUGGGCCCACUGACCCUCAUAAUUGGCUGUGCAAAUAUGAGUAAUCACAUGGAAAUCUGACUAUUUGCUCUAAAUCCCCUCAAUGAAACUCCUCAUAAGUGGGGCUGGCAUUGUGGCUGCCUGCAUCACCAGCAUCCCAUCUGGGUACCAGUUUGUGUCUGGCUGUUCCACUUCUGCUCCAGCUCCCUGCUAAUGGCCUGGGAAAAGCAGAAGAAGAUGGAUCAAGUGCUUUGUCCCAUAUACCCAUGCGGAAGUCCUGGAUGAACCUCUGGGUUCCUGGCUUAGGUCUGUUGCAGUCAUCUGGGGAGUGAACCAACAAAUGAAACAUCUUCUGUCUCUCACAAUCUCUCUGUAACUCUGACUUUCAAAAUAAAUAAAUAAAUCUUAAAAAAAAAAAAAAAAACUCCUUAUAGGAAACCCACUUGUAUAACACUCCAGACCCAGGAUCCAGGUAAAAGCGGUGUUCAAUUCCCUCCUUCUCUGUCUCUCUGUAUUUGCACUUUUGAUUGUUGUGUGUGUAGCCUCCAGGCAUGGCAUGUAAGGCUUGUAAGCAAUUUGUGUGUAUCUCUUCUAAUCAUGUUAAAGAUUCUAAAAGCAUUAUGAAACAUGGUUGGUUCUAUGAUUUCAACUGCAGUAUAGAAGAUAGGUUCAAAAAUACAAGUUUGGUUGUCAAUCAGUAUCAAACUAGCUUUCAAGUUUCACAAUGGAAGAUUGAAAGGUGGAUCAGAAUAUAAAAACUUUUCAGUGUCUACUGGGCAAUGAGCCUGCUUUUAUUCCUGUGAAGUUCAACAUUUUCCUAUUUGUGUUUGUAUAUACCCUAGAUAUCCACUAAAAGGUAAGCACUAAAAUUUUUACAUGUGGGAAAUGAUUGUCUGUUGUCAAAAAUUCUCAUGUCAAUAUGGGAUCAUUCUCAGUUACUCAGAUGUAAAAUAUAGUACAUUUCUUUUGGUCUUUUAAGUGAUUAUAUUAAGUACUUUGUCAUAGGCUCUCUGUAUAAUUUGUACUACUUUAUGAAUAUAAUUUCUUUACAUUUAAAGAAAUGAAUUAUAAUGAAUGCAAAACUUAAAUUAAAUGCAUACCCGCAAUCACAUGCAUGUCUGUUAUGGGAACAUAUUUUUUUUUUUGAUGGGGUCUCCUAUACCUUCUCUCUUCUACUUCACUCUUUACAGCAACCCUUCACAAUAAACCUUGCUAAAAAUUUAGUAUGCAUUUUAGAGGUUUUCUCUCUGCUCAUAUACAAGAUAUGAGAGUAUGCUCUUAUCCUCACUCUUGCAGUAUUAGAUCACAUGAGCAUUAACAUUUUAGUCAGGUCGAGUGGCUAUAAAGUGGGAACUGUUGCUUUAAUUUGCUUUCCCCUAACUACCAGCACAGGUAGGCAUCUUUUACCUUACUUAGGGUCACUUGGAUCUAUUUUGGGAGAAAUCUCCUUAUAACUUUAUUCAAUUUUUAAUAAAUUAUUUUCUUUUUCUUAUCAAUUGUAAGGUGCUCACUUAAGUUAUAAACAACAGAUUUCUUUUAUCUAGCUUUACUUUCUUUCCAACUCUGUUGUUUGCUUUUUAAAAUGUUAAUAGCAAACUUUGCCACUUUUCAUUUUUUAUAUAAUUAUAUAUAUUUAUGUCUUCUUUCAUAAAAUUUAAUUCUUUUUCAGUUAUCUAAUAAGUAUUUCUUUUGCCUAAGAUUGUGCCUGGGAGUCUCCUGUAUUUUUUUCCAUUUCUUUUUAUACCUUAUAUUAUUUAUAUAUCUGGAACAUAUUUAUAUACACAACGUCAGAGAGAGAAGUUCAAUCCUAUUUUCUCUGAGAUAGAUAAACAUUUUUCUAGCAUUACUUAUCAACUACUUUUAUUCCCACUGAAUUGUAAUGCCCUUUGAGUUGCAUCUUCUCAUAUAAAUAAAAGCUAAUUCUGAAUUUCCUAUUCAUUGAACUAUUUCUGUGUAACUUUAUGUUGGAUUUUCAAAAACAUAUUUAUUUAUUUGAAUGUCAGAGUUACAGAGAAGGAGAGGCAGAGAAAGAGAGAGAGAGAGAGAAAGAGAGAGAUCCUCCAUCCACUGGCUCACUCCCUGAAUGGUCGCAAUGGUUAGGACUAAGCAAGGAGGAAACCAGGAGCUAGGAGCUUCUUCUGGGUCUCUCACGUGGAGUCAGGACCCAAGCACUUGAGCCAUCUUCUGCUCCUUUCCCAGGCACAUUAUCAGGGAGCUGGAAAGGAAGUGUAGCAGCCAGGGUCCUGGCACUGCAGGUGGCAGCUUUACCCAUUAUGCCACAGCGCUGGCCCUGAGUGUUGGAUUUUGAAAGCAUAGUUUUUGUUUAUAAACUGAUAUUUCACUGGUGACUCAGUAAAUAUUGAUUGAGUGAAUAAUAUAAUAGAAGUAAAGAGAUAAAAGUGAAGUAGGAGACAUAGGCAGUAAGUUCUAACAAUAAAUAUUGGUAAUGUUAGUCAAUGAUAAGUAUUCAAUGGCUUAGAAUUUUAUAUCUGAAAAUAAUCACUUUAUAUAUGGAAAGAAUUAAACUCUUUUGCUAAAAUAGUUGCUGACCUCAUUGAGGUGACUUUAUCUGACAAUUGCCAUAUCCAUUUCUAGGCCUUAUCUAUGAUUUUCCCUUAAAAAGUCAUAUAUAUAUAUAUAUAUAUAUGAUUUCUGACUACAUGAAAGAAAUUAAAUGAUCAUUUUUAUUAUUUUUGUCACAAUUACCUUAACAUAUCUAUUAACUUUAAAUAGUAACUAGACUGGGCAUUGUCUGUAAUGAGACAAAAUUCAUUUUUCCUCUGCCCCUCCAAGAGUUCAAAACACUAACACAAAUAUUUGUCACUUCAGCUAGUAAAAUGACUACGUACAAAAAUAGAGUGCAGCAGUUUGUGUGUGUGUGUCAAUGUUCAUGUAGAUGUAUUUAUUUUCCAAAUGUGUUUAUGACAGUCUGAUGCAUUAGUGGAUGAUUAUAAAACUAGUUGGGUUUAUGCCUAUUUCUAAGAGAAAAUUAUCUUAAUUUUCAUGCCUGUGUCAGUUUAACAGAAACUUCAAUCAGAAAAAAUAUUCAUUAACCCAAACUUAUCCUUUGUCUUUUAGAUUUUUUCUCAUUAAAAUUCUCCAAAUUUUGAUGACUAUUGAGAGCAAAUGCUGUGGUUGUCCCAGGAUUCUUUGAUUUGAUUGACUAAUAGGGAAGACCUGAGUAAUAAAAAAACAUAUCUGGUUUAUUGCAUGUCACUUAGAAUGCUCAGUCACAAGUUGAUCCAAAUCUCUGCAUCAGGGAAUAAAAGUCUUGCAACUCAGAAAAUAAAGACACAUUCUAAACAACCUAAACUGCUAUAGCUUUGGUGUUUGCUUCUCCUCCUCCCCAUCUGUUUCACUGAGAAUGUAAUGCUGAGGUACCUGCACAUGACAACAGGAGAUACUAAUUUCUUGAAAAUUGUUAAUCUUUGGUUUGGCAGCAAAUUGUCAAAGCCUAGAUAUUGUCUGUAAGUUUUGUUUUUCUUCUGUAUUUUUGUUUUUCCAUUGCUUUUUCCAUAAUACACAUAUAUUAGACUUUUUAAGUGAAUUUGAAAUUUCAUUAAUACAUGGUACCCCAAAUGUCCAGAGGUCAAUUAAAAUUAUUUUUUAUAAACAUGAGCAAAGAAAAUCUUGGAUGAAAAGACAAGCAACAGAUAUUCAUAUACAGAUAACCAAUGUUAUAAUUAUCUUCCCAACAUUUUAAGGCAACCAUCAAAAAAUUUUAACAAGAAAUUAAAAAUACAUUUUCAACAGGUGAAGUAAGUUUUUAAAAAGAGGGAGAAAUCCUUAACAGAGGAAUAAAAGAUAUGAAGAAUAACAAAUGGGAAUUUUAAAACUGAAAGAUGCAAUGAUCAAAAUUUAAUUUCCAUU